Messenger RNA from Amaranthus tricolor (Joseph's coat), 1926 nucleotides. RefSeq lists its product as uncharacterized. The coding region runs from base 180 to 1667 and encodes 495 amino acids. The transcript has 14 exons. The record is from RefSeq and is a predicted model, not a curated record. Gene Ontology annotation, biological process: amino acid transmembrane transport. Lineage: Eukaryota; Viridiplantae; Streptophyta; Magnoliopsida; Caryophyllales; Amaranthaceae.
AUUUGUGUAACAUGAUACUUUUAGCCAUAGGCCAUAGCCAGUAUAGGAGUAUAAUACUCUUCUGGAUUCUCUUACUCUAGUAGGAAAAAUUACAUUAUUACUCCGCUAAAACAAGGAAUUUCAAUAAACAGUUCAAAAAUCAUAGCAAGAUUUCAUCUUUUAGACUUGAUGAAGAAGAAAUGACAUUGCUUGGCACCUCUUUCUCAACCCCGAAAACCCACCAUUUUUGUUAUCAUCUUCUUAAUCACAAUCUUCAUUUUGAACACAGAAAACUCUAUAAUUCUUUAAAAUUGUCCCAAUUUCCCACUACCCAUUUGUCUAAUCAUUUUAAAAAUUCUCCUUUGAGAUGUUUUUCUCAGAGAGAAACCCAAAAAUCACUCAAACAAGAAGAAGAAAAGGGGAAGAGUGAUCAACAGCAGGAAAUUGAAGCAUAUGAAUUUGAGAGGUUGUUUUCAAACCUUAAUCAAGCUACUUUGAAGCAUGAACCUGGUAGCCUUAGUAGCUCAAUUUUCCUUGUGGCAGGAACUACGAUUGGUGCAGGCAUUCUUGCACUGCCUGCAGUCACGCAAGAUUCUGGUUUUCUUGCCUCUGCUGUCGCUUGCAUUGGCUGUUGGGUAUUCAUGGUUGCGACUGGCUUACUUAUUGCUGAAGUCAAUGUAAAUACAAUGUGCGAGUUGGGUUCCAGUGGCAUUUCUUUGGGGUCAAUGGCCAAGAGAACCUUAGGAUCUCUAGGAGUCCAAGUUGCUUGCUGGUCAUACAUUUUUAUACAUUACGCUCUCCUUGUUGCGUACAUAGCUCGUUCUUCAGAUAUCUUGACAAACUACCUUGGUAUUCCACAAUGGGAAACUGCAACAUUGUUUUCACUUGUUUUUGGAGGAAUAUGUUACUUUGGAAGUCAACGUUUUAUUGGUGCCGUUAAUGGACUUCUAGUGCUGGGGAUCGUUACUUCAUUUACAGCUCUAGUUGUUGUUGCUAGUGAGAACCUACACCUUGAUGCUCUUUUAAAAGCCAACUUUGAAGCCGUUCCUUCAAGUAUACCUGUCAUAGCGCUUGCAUUUGUUUACCACAAUGUGGUACCUGUUCUUUGCACAAAUUUGGAAGGUGACAUGUCAAAAGUAAGGACUGCAGUUGUCGUAGGAACAGCUAUUCCACUGGCUCUAUUUCUAGUUUGGAACGGGGUAAUUCUUGGUACAUUCCCAAAUCUAGAUUCUGAUGUCGAGAAGAUUGUCGAUCCAUUACAGCAGCUCAGAUCUAGCAAUGGAGUUGUUGGACCAAUAGUCGAAAUCUUUUCACUUUUUGCUAUCGCAACAUCGUAUAUUGGAUUCGUUCUUGGCCUCGCCGACUUCUUAGCUGAUUUGCUAAAACUCCCAACAGGACAAAGCAAACCACUUCCGUAUUUGAUAACUUUGUUCCCACCAUUGUUACUGGCACUGUUAGACCCAGAAAUAUUUUUCAAGGCUUUGGAUUUCGCUGGAACAUACGGUGUGUUGGUGCUCUUCGGAGUUCUUCCUGCAGCGAUGUCAUGGUCAGAUCGAUACUCAACUUCUCUGGAGCUUCCAAAAGUACCCCAAUUGGUUCCUGGUGGAAAGCUUACUCUAUCGUUAGUGAUGGGUGGCGCUGCGUGGGUCAUUUUAUCUGAAAUACUCGCCAACUUCAAUCUCGCUUGAAAGAAAGAAACCGAGACUUCAAGCUUGAACGAUAGGAAACUAAUCGGCGAAUGGCGAUUGUUAGUCGAUUCCUUGGAAGUUUACAUGUAGUUUUAACUAUGUAUUUGUAAUUGUAUAUUUUGUCAUUUAUAGUAAUUGUGUAUUUUCACGCCAUUUCACAAUAUAUAGUUUACAUUGAAGUUGCUAACAUUGUGCAACAAACUUGGUGUUACUUAACAUUUAUAAACGCAUAACUUCAAAAUGAGUUUCUUCAAGUUCA